Molecule: messenger RNA, 1246 nt
Organism: Musa acuminata AAA Group (dessert banana)
Lineage: Eukaryota; Viridiplantae; Streptophyta; Magnoliopsida; Zingiberales; Musaceae
Product: probable WRKY transcription factor 70
Exons: 3
Coding region: 172-1011 (279 amino acids)
Biological process (GO): regulation of DNA-templated transcription
Molecular function (GO): sequence-specific DNA binding; DNA-binding transcription factor activity
Source: RefSeq, a predicted model, not a curated record
AUAUAUUCCCCCUACCAAAAUAUGAACUGCCAAGACCGGACCAUAGCCACUGCAUCUGAUAUGGUCUUCACCAUUACAUAGCAAGCCCUCUCUCUCUCUCUCUCUCUCUCUCUCUUGCAUCCAACAUAGGAUAGCAGCAAACAAGCAGUCCUGCCUCGCGCAAUCGCCAAGAUGAAGGGGGGGAACUCACCGCAUGCCGAAGCCGCAGCGCUGUCGCCAUGUGGCCGUCGCGCGGCGAUCCAAGACAUCAGUCGAGCGCAUGAACUCACGAGCCAACUGCAAGCUGUUCUCCUGCACUUGCCUGCUGGUAGCUGGUCGCAGCUGGGACAAGACAUGGCGAAGCAGAUACUGCAGCUCACCACCUCCGCUCUCUCCACCCUCCAAUUCUGCGGCUGUGGGGCAUCCGACGACGGCGGAACUAGCAAUUGUUCCGGCGAACUGAGCAAGAGCUCGGAGGGAAGGGAUGGGCCUCAUGGCCGUCAGACAAGGAGGAAGAACAAAACAGCGACCAAGGUUAAGACGACUGUGCCCUAUGAGGAUGGCUAUCAAUGGAGGAAGUAUGGGCAGAAAACUAUCAACAAUGCAAUGUAUCCGAGGUGCUACUACAAGUGCACUUACAGGGACGAGCAAGGAUGCCCGGCGACGAAGACAGUGCAGCAACAGGAUAGCUAUGCCGACCCACCCACUUUCAUGGUGGAGUACAGCAUGAAACACACCUGCAAAACCCCCCAGACCAUUUUCCCCGUACUGAUGGUGGAAUCCUCUCCACAGAAAGCCUCCCUCCAUGGCAGCGAUUCCACCGGGUCAUCGGACUUGCAGGACCUGCACCUUUCUCCUCCCUCGUCGGUCGUCACCCAUAGCGAGAGCCACGACAAGUGCUCGUCACGCAAUGAACAAGAACAGCCAUGUCAACACGAAGGCUUGAUCACAGUAAACACGCUUGACGAAUUGGAUAUGGAGUCGAUGGAUCUGUUCAUGGGAAACUUUGAUGGAUGGUUCUACGUUGAAUGAGGCCAGUCAACUUUAGACUUCCUACAUAUAUAUAUAUAUAUAUAUAUAUAUAUAGAGAGAGAGAGAGAGAGAGAGAGAGAGAGAGAGAGAGAGAGAGAGAGAGAGAGAAGGCUUGAAGAAAGCCUGACUAUAUGAAAAUAAGAUGCCUCUGUUAAUUGCUGUUAUUGAUAGCAGCAAUCAUUUUGUUGAUUGUUAAGUACGGUUGCAAUUACUUGACAUCCAACUUGAAAAGAUC